Schistosoma guineensis is the source of this 288-nucleotide messenger RNA. Lineage: Eukaryota; Metazoa; Platyhelminthes; Trematoda; Strigeidida; Schistosomatidae. The record is from the annotation of a GenBank genome assembly.
AUGAUUCAAUAUUCAUUCGUGAUCACUGUGUACAUUUCAAUUCAUCUUUCAUAUUGUUUGCACACACAAACAAAUGUGACAAAUCAUUUGGCAUUGUUAUCCUCAUGUGAGCAGUGCUGGAAAUGCAGCACAAAUAUGCAUUGCAACUACGCACAAUGGAUAGGCAAAUUGGGACUGCCAGAGGAGACAUUCUCACAAAACCACUGGUUGAAGAUAGUCCGAACGAAAUCAGACUGCCUUACUGAAUGCCGAUCUCAUCCACAGUGUAAUCUCUACACAUAUCAAAUU